CUCCUCCUCCUCCUCCAUUAGGGGCGGGGAUCUCCUCUGUGGAAAAUACCCAGCUGGGCGAGCCCCAGAGACAGGGAGGAGGCGAAGGGGCCUGGGACUCACAAGACUAACUCUUUUCCCCUCGCGUGACUGGUGUUUGCUGCGCUGGGUUCUGGGAAACAGCCAGAUUGCAUCAGACAGGGCCUGAGGGGCUGAAGCCAGACUGCAGGCUGAGGAGGAGCCUGGCCUUAUAAGUUGAAUCCGGUGAACUGUCAGGUGUCAGGAAACCUAGAACAGACACAGCUUUGAAAGGAGAGAGAGAGACAGUGAGAGUAAGUCAGACAUGAUGGCUACCCUGCCCAGAGCAGCCAGCCCAUCCCGGCAGUGCCCAGGCCCAGAGGACGAAGAGCCCAGCCUGGAUGAGUACGACCUCUACAGCCUGGCUCAUUCUUACCUGGGAGCGGGAGGCCGGAAAGGUCGCACCAAGAGAGAAGCUGCUGCCAACACCAACCGCCCCAGCCCAGGUGGGCAUGAGAGGAAGCUGGUGACCAAGCUCCAGAAUACAGAGCGGAAAAAGCAAAGGGCACGGCCGUGACACAGAGCUGUAGAUGGGGACAGAGCAUGGACACUACACAGGAAUGGAGGCAGGACCACGGAGGAAUCAGUACCUGGGGGCAAGAUCCAGGCCUGCUUGCUCCCACCCCAACCCCAGGACUUACCCCACCUGACUGAGGCUCUGACAGGCCACCAAGGAAGCAGCCUCAGCCCCAGAAAAAGGCCAGGAUAGGGAGUCAGAGGCAGGAAGUAGAGAUGCAGUCACAAAGGUCCCCUCCAAAAGAAAGACACUGAAGAACCCAGAACCCCCUGAGAUGACAGCAACAAUAAACAAAGUACAGC
Messenger RNA from Pteropus alecto (black flying fox), 876 nucleotides. RefSeq names its product nuclear protein 1, transcriptional regulator (gene NUPR1). Gene Ontology annotation, cellular component: nucleus. The transcript has 3 exons. Gene Ontology annotation, biological process: negative regulation of cell population proliferation; negative regulation of cell cycle. The record is from RefSeq and is a predicted model, not a curated record. The coding region runs from base 323 to 574 and encodes 83 amino acids. NCBI's taxonomy places the organism in Eukaryota, Metazoa, Chordata, Mammalia, Chiroptera, Pteropodidae.